AUGUUUGGGCUCGUCCGGUUGCAGGCGGCAAAGGAAGGAGGAAGAAAAGUGAAGAUUGCUCGGACGGCGGUGGUGGUUGAAUUGCUGAAGCAGCCGGAGUUGAUUGGGCAACCGGAGAUGGAUCUCAUCGAAUUGAUCGCUAAUUGCUGGUCGGAUCGAAGAUUUGAGGAUUUCGCGCCAUUUUGCAAUUUGAAAGUUGGAUUAUCGUAG
Molecule: messenger RNA, 210 nt
Organism: Oldenlandia corymbosa var. corymbosa
Lineage: Eukaryota; Viridiplantae; Streptophyta; Magnoliopsida; Gentianales; Rubiaceae
Source: the annotation of a GenBank genome assembly